Molecule: messenger RNA, 909 nt
Organism: Vigna unguiculata (cowpea)
Lineage: Eukaryota; Viridiplantae; Streptophyta; Magnoliopsida; Fabales; Fabaceae
Biological process (GO): vesicle-mediated transport
Cellular component (GO): Golgi apparatus; membrane
Molecular function (GO): small GTPase binding
Source: RefSeq, a predicted model, not a curated record
AUGAUGUCAGGACAUUACACCUCCAUUGAAAAUCAAAAGGUUUCAGGAUCGGUACCUGCCGUUACAGAUCCCCCAUCCUUCAAAUUUUCAGAUCCAAAUCUUCAAACAUUUCCUCCUUCUGCAGCACAGGGCAACAUUGGUGGCAGUGGUGGCUCAAGGCCUCCACCUAUUGUUGAUGAUACAUUUUCAAAACCAGUAUCUGGGUCUGAUGAAUCCCAGCAACUUAGUUGGUUUCAGGUUUUUUCACUGUCCACUUACAAACCAUACUUUGAUAUUGACACUAUAGAUGUUCUCGAUCGAAUUAAAGAUUCACUCUAUCCAUUCAAUGGGGCUUUUAAAGAAAAAACUUCUUCCAAUCCUGAUUUGUAUGGACCAUUCUGGAUUUGCACCACCUUAAUAUUUGUAGCGGCUUCUAUUGGCACAUUUGUGACAUACAUAGCUCACAAAUUGAAGCAUCAGGAAUGGAACUAUGACAUAAAUGUGGUGACUUGGUCUGCAGGCUUGUUUUAUGGUUAUGCCAUUUUUGUUCCUCUUUGUUUGUAUCUAAUCCUCAAAUACUUCUCUGUACCUUCUGGCCUUGUCCAACUACUUUGUCUUUAUGGAUAUUCCCUGUUUGUCUUUAUCCCAGCACUGUGUUUGUCUGUUGUGCCAUGGGAGAUAUUCAGAUGGGUGAUUGCUGGGGUGGCUGGGUUCAUGUCUGCAACUUUUGUAGCACUUAACCUUCGGGCACAUAUUAUGUCAGCUGGAGAACGAUGGGUUUUGAUUGUUGCUGGCAUUUUUCUAUUACAGUUGGCUCUAUCUGUUGCACUUAAGAUCUACCUCUUCAAAAUAACAGUAUGAAAGGAAACUAGUAUUGUUAUCGAUCAACAUCAAUGAAGUGUAAAUAAAGAGAGUUUUUGUUGUUUUUAA